AUGGAGAAGAAAUUCUUUGGUCUUGUCUUGUUGCUGCUCAUUGUCUUGGCUUCUCAGGAAAUGGUGGUACCGACUGAGGCUAGGGUUUGUUUGUCACAGAGCCACCAGUAUAAAGGAACAUGCAUAAGAGGCCACAACUGUGCUAUGGUGUGUAAAACUGAAGGUUUUGCCGGUGGUGAAUGCAAAGGAUUCCGCCGCCGCUGUUUUUGCGCUAAGCUUUGUUAG
Messenger RNA from Dovyalis caffra, 225 nucleotides. Lineage: Eukaryota; Viridiplantae; Streptophyta; Magnoliopsida; Malpighiales; Salicaceae. The record is from the annotation of a GenBank genome assembly.